This is a messenger RNA of Schistosoma margrebowiei, 2680 nucleotides long. The record is from the annotation of a GenBank genome assembly. Lineage: Eukaryota; Metazoa; Platyhelminthes; Trematoda; Strigeidida; Schistosomatidae.
AAAAUAUUGAGCGUCGGACAUUCCCUUGAAAAAGGUCGUUGGUCGCGGAAUUGUAGUAGCUUAGUCAUGUCUUCUAUCGGUAGUGGGUAUGACCUUACUGCAUCGCAGUUCUCUCGAGGCGGAAAUGUUUUUCAGAUAGAGUAUGCCUGUAAGGCUGUCGAAAAUAGCGGUACAGCCAUUGCUAUCCAGGGUAAAGACUGUGUAGUUUUUGCUGUGGAGAAUAUUGUCACAUCAAAACUUUACGAGCCCGGUUGUGUUAAACGAAUUUAUAAUAUUGAUGACCAUAUCGGGAUGGUGGUGAUGGGAUUUCAAACUGACGCCAAGGCAAUCGUUGAGGCAGCCAGAGAAGAAUGCUCAAAUUAUCGUAAUAGCUUUGGAAGCCGUAUACCUCUCUAUUCUCUGACGGAACGACUGGCUAUGUACAUGCACGCUCAUACACUUUAUAGUGCGGUCAGACCGUUCGGUGUAUCAGUUUUGCUUGGUUCCUACGAAAACGAUGGUCCUCAUUUGUUCGUGAUAGAGCCUUCCGGGUUGUCUUUUGCUUAUUUUGGUUGUGCUAUUGGGAAAGCCAAACAAAAUGCAACAACUGAAAUAGAAAAACUGAAGAUGAAUGAUUUGUCUCCUGAAGAAUUAAUCAAGGAAGCAGCAAAAAUUUUACUGAUACUUUGGCGCACGUGUAAUUGUUCGAAACAUCUGAGUAUUAGUAAAUAUUCACCCAGCAAACCAAGUCCAUUCAGUUUGUAGCUAAGUAGAAGAAUGUGAAGUACAUCCGACGUUUCGUAGAUCAAUAUAUGUGCCUCUAGAAGGUUGUUGUGUUACCAACUUGUAUCUUUUGACUGUGUGACAGCUGCUCUGAAGAAAGUGUGUAGUACCAGCCUGUAUCUACCUUUUAAGAGACCUUACCUACAUACUCCGAUCGAAAAAUUGUCUUACUGUUUGAGAUGGCACACAGACUGUUCGCUAAAUGAUAAUCACUAAGAACUACGUAGUAAAUAGCGUAUGAUCACUUUGGAUAUAUUCGCAAAAAAAGAUACGAAAGGGUUAAAGUCUGACAAAAAGUAGAAAGGACCACUAAAAUAGUUUAUUUCGUUUUCUUUGACUAAAAAGGAGACAAACGUAUCUAACUUUCACAUACAGAGAAUAGAGUUUGCUCAAAUUCAUAUAGCUCCGGCUACUUGUAGAAGACGAAAUCGAAGCUCGCUGGAAAGGCCAGAAGAUAUACAGCAAACCUAUUUAGAGAUUUUGGUUUUGUCGACAGUAACAGAUCGUUAGGCGUACGUAUUUCGUCCGACCCGUUCCUAGCCGCAAAAGAUGCUCGUUGGCUAAGUUGGUUAGUAGUUCAGUGUAGCUCAAUUCACAGGAGCAGCUGAAUUAAUAAAUGCGACUUGGAGUAGUAAAACCAGCUAACUUACCCUUUGAUUAGCCGAUCACUACUGGUCGACUAGAUAGCAUCCUUGAGAGGCCUAUCUUGUAAUUUCGUUUUUAAUAACAUACAAAUUGACGGGAUAGCAGUGAGACCUUUUUAGGUGUUAUCUUACCUAAUCUCCCUAAACUAUUUUAGUAAAGAACUUUCGAGGGAGUUUAACUGUAUACCUUCUGUGACUCGUUCACUUGUGAAAAGAUUAAAGACAAAUGGCAUUUCCUUGACAUUCUAUUAUACAGAAAAGAUAGGUGUAUCGGUAUUACAGUGUGCUAAGUAGUUUAUGUACGUCUCAAUACAUAUUUCUCAACUUUCAUACUUAUUCCCUGCAAGGGAAACGUAAUCAAAUGUUUUUCACCAAUUUCCGCUUAUUAUACAAAAGAUCAUUAAAACCAAAAGGGAUAUCAAAGUUUUUCCUAAUCGACAGGCGUGGACCAUUGAACCCUGACUUAAAGCUAUUGCAGUUUCCCAAGACCUGGGGCUUCGUUCGAUUCAAUGCCUUUGAUGUGCAUUGCUUGAUUCCGAACUAGGAGUGUCGUUUGUAUAUGAAUGCAUGUAUGAGUUACAGAUUAUUGGCCAAAACGAUAAUAGAUAACUGACACGCAAGAUUACACCCAGAAGAGAAUAUAGAUAACUAACUACACUUAAGAAUUACAGUGAAGUUAAUAGUUGAAGACAGUGAAGUUUACUUGACACCAGUCCAUGAAAAGAUGAAUAUGUUUACAGAGUUGGGAAGAGCUAGCGGCAGGUCUUACUAAUAUCUGCUUAAAGUACUAUCCAUAUUUAUCACAGCGAACUUCGUUAAGUCUUGCCAAUUAGCGUCACAAAUAAACUAAACGACUAUAAGUCUUCUGAUAUUAAUGUGCCUCAAAACAUUUUCCGGAUUAGAAUUGAUGAUGUGGUAAAUCAGUACAGUAAUAUCAUGACUUAGAUUUUAAACUAAAAGGGCACAAUGGUGACAAAAAUUAUUAAGGUCACUCCCAAUGUUAAUCUGUCUUAUUGUGUUGAAUCAAUGGUCACGGUUUUGUUUUUGUAGAAUUUAUACCGUUCACGAUGAAAUCAAGGACAAAAAUUUUGAAUUGGAUCUUAGUUGGGUUGGUGCAAAUACAAAGGGUAUACAUCAACCUGUUCCUCGCAAACUCUUUGAUGAAGCAGAGACAUUCGCCAAACAGGCUUUAGAAGAAGCUGAUGAUUUAGAUGACGAAGUGGAAUAAACUAUGUACAUUUAUUAUUUUCUAAAUAUAAGUUUUCUGAAGCACA